Molecule: messenger RNA, 2094 nt
Organism: Phoenix dactylifera (date palm)
Lineage: Eukaryota; Viridiplantae; Streptophyta; Magnoliopsida; Arecales; Arecaceae
Source: RefSeq, a predicted model, not a curated record
AUGUGGCGUGCUGGGGCGAAGGCGAAGCUGGCUGCCCUCACCCUUCUUGGCGGAGCAGGGGCCGCAGCCAUCGCUACCUCUGACGAUCCCUCAAGCACUUUCAAGAUUUGCACUAUCGUUCCCCUUCGCCUCAUCCGCGACUCCGUCACUGCUGCUACCAUGGCCUUCGACUAUCAGUAUUCAUUAUGGGGGCUUAAAGAAGGAAGUAUUGAAUGGUUGAGAGCCAAACAUGAAGUCCAUAAUCGGUGCGCUUAUAGGCUUCAAGAGUUAUGCUUCCGUAAUGGAGGAAUUUACAUCAAGCUUGGUCAACAUAUUGGUCAAUUGGAAUAUGUAGUUCCUCGAGAAUAUGUACAAACAAUGAGGGCCUCCAUGCUGAAGAGAUGUCCAGUUUCCUCUUAUGAUCAAGUGCGAAGUGUAUUUGUGAAAGAGCUUGGGGAGCCACCAGAGAAAAUUUUUGCAGAAUUUGAUCCAGUUCCACUGGCAAGUGCUUCUCUUGCGCAAGUUCAUGCUGCUAAAACUCAUGAUGGCGAAAAGGUUGCUGUAAAGGUUCAACACACUCACUUGACGGAUACUGCCAUCGCAGAUAUUGCCACUGUGGGUUUGGUGGUGAAUUUCUUGCACUGGUUCUUUCCUGCUUUUGAUUAUAGGUGGUUGGUUGAUGAAAUUCGGGAAAGUGCACCAAAGGAAUUAGAUUUCUUGUUUGAGGCUAGGAACAGUGAAAAAUGUUUGGAUAACUUCAGGAGGUUAUCCCCUCAUAUGGCAGACAGCAUUUAUGCCCCUAAGGUUUAUUGGAAUCUGAGUACUUCUAGACUUUUGACGAUGGAAUUUAUGGAUGCUGCGGAGAUAACUGAUGUUAGUGCUAUGCAAAAACUUGGAAUUCAACCUAUUGAUGUUUCAAAAUUAGUCAGCCAAGCUUUUGCAGAGAUGACUUUUAAGCAUGGAUUUGUUCACUGUGACCCACAUGCUGCCAACAUGAUGGUUCGGCCUUUGCCAUCCAGCAAAUGGAAUUGUUUUGGCAAAAGAAAGCCACAAUUAAUAUUGCUCGAUCAUGGUCUUUACAAAGAACUUGAUUUCGAAACUAAGACAAAUUAUGCUGCACUCUGGAAGGCUCUAAUUUUUGCUGAUGUUAAUGCAAUUAAGGAAAAUAGUGUAAAACUGGGUGCUGGUGAGGAUCUGUAUGCACUGUUUGCUGGAGUACUUACAAUGAGGCCAUGGAGUAGGGUCAUUGAUCCAUCUGUGGAUCAUUUAGUUCUAGAAGGGAAGGAUAGUGAUCGUUCAGAGCUCCAGAUGUAUGCUUCCCAGUACUUUUCUCAGAUCUCGGAACUGCUUAGGAGACUUCCACGUGUAAUUCUAUUGAUGCUAAAAACAAAUGACUGUAUACGAGCUGUGACCCAUGCCCUGAUUGCAUACCCCAAGGACAGCAUUUCUUUAGUUUGCAACGUAAAAGCUGUCAUUCAGUUGUAACUGAGUUGGCUGGUAAGCUUUUUUCUCUCAACAAGAUGCUGUUUCUAUCAAUAUUGUUUUAUCAAAAACAACCAUUUGAGUUGCAUUGUCUGCCAUGUACCAACCAUCCAUGCUCAUGAUUUGUUGUGAUUUAGGUCACAACCUUAAUUCAAAUUGGAGCCAGUUCCUAGGAUACAAAGCUUCUAAAUUGCUUGCCUGGUCAUCUAGGGGAAAACAGUCCUCCAUAUUUAUAUAGCUAGCUAUUGCUUGAUGGCAUUGCUGUAUCCAAGCUUCUAAAUUGCUUGCUUACAUGGUCAUCUGGGAGAAUUUAGUUGUUCAUUCUUCUUCUAAAUAAACAGUACAUAUUUAUAUAGCUAGUCAUUGCUUGAUGAACAUUGCUGUACCUAAGCUUCUAAAUUGCUUGCUUGGUCAUCUAGGAGAAAAUAAACCUUCAUUCUUUUCUUCUAAAUAAGCACUAAGUAUUUAUAGGUAGUCAUUGCUUGAUGGACAUUGCUGUACCCAAGCUGGAAUUAAAUUAGUGAUAUUCAACUGUAACUCCUCGGGCCUCUGAAUAAUUGAAUCUUCAUGCUCGUAGUCUUCUUGUAUGGAACUCUCAGCCUUGCUGAGUUUUUGCUCCUAAUUUAUUGACAG